This is a messenger RNA of Cynara cardunculus var. scolymus (artichoke), 1439 nucleotides long. Its product is annotated as protein MARD1-like. The record is from RefSeq and is a predicted model, not a curated record. Bases 300 to 1133 code for a protein of 277 amino acids. The transcript is spliced from 2 exons. Lineage: Eukaryota; Viridiplantae; Streptophyta; Magnoliopsida; Asterales; Asteraceae.
CACCUCUCUCUCUCUAUCUAUCGCUUUCUCUUUCAUCUCUCUCUAAGAUGAUGUUCAUGGUGGCGACAUCUUCAAAGCAGAGUACAGGUGUUCAUCUUUAGAUCCAUCAUCAAACCCUAAUUUCAACAAUCAAUAUCUUGAUUAAAUGGGCAGAUUAAAUCACAGAAAAUCCAACUUUAAUUUCGUUACAAACACCUGGGUUUUAAUCCGGAUCACUUCUUGUUUCUCUUGACCGCCAUGGAAGCUGCUGAAACCUUCCUUUCUCUUCAUUAAUUCUUCAUCGUUUUUCUUCUUUUUUGAUGCUCAGAAACAGAUCCAGAACUGUUAUCAAACAACAACCGAUCAUGGCGGAUCAACAAGCUCCUUCUCUUUCUUCACCCACGACCCGACCCGUUUCAUCCUUCCUUCCUUCUCCAAGGUUCUUCAAUGGCCUCUUCUCCCCCAAAACCCUAACCGAUUCAGAACCUUCACCCACUUCGAUUCUCGAUAUCCACAAAAAUUUCAACUAUAACCCAUUGGGUAUCAACAAAACCCGAAUCAAACCCACGAAGAGCUUCCAUGAAAUCAAAAACCCAUCUGAGAAAUUCGAUCAUGAAGGGAUCGCUCUAGCCCUAAUUGAAGAACAACCCGAUGAAACCAUUAAUAAACCCAAUACAAUUAGCCGUAAGGUUCUGUUUGCAUCAAAUCUAAAGAUUCAAAUCCCAUCGUCUACCUUAUCUUCAACUGGAUCCCCCGAAUCUCCCGGCGAUUAUGGAAUCAAGACCCGGAACUCGCAGUUUUCGGGUACUCCGACUGGAUUCGGGUCGCCUCGAGCUUUCACGGGUCCUUUGUCUUUGAGUGAGAUGGAGCUUUCGGAAGAGUAUACCCGAGUGAUUUCUCAUGGGCCAAACCCGAGAACCACCCAUAUUUAUGAUAACUGUGUUGUAGAAAGCUGUUGUGGUGUAAUCGGGUCGCCCGAAUUCAAGAAGCCUGGUCCGAAAUCGCCAUGUGAGAGUUUCUUAAGCUUAUGUCAUGCCUGCAACAAGAAUCUUGGAGAAGGAAGUGAUAUCUUCAUGUACAGGGGUGAGAAGGCCUUUUGCAGUGAAGAAUGCAGAUGCCAAGAAAUGGUUUUGGAUGGAUUGAUGGACUCAUAGUAACCACUAUGUUGAAAUGACUAUUUUACCCUUUCUUGUAUUCAGUGUUUCAAGCUCACCAGGGUCUGUCUUGAGCAUUGAUGACCAAGAUGGGAAUUUUGCUAUGUUUGUGCUUUUGAUUGGAUUGUAAUGAUAGUAAUUGAGGUAGGGUGGAUCAUGGAUGAUUACUGGGGUAGGGGUGUUGGGUUUUUGUUUUAUUUUUACUUUUUUUAUUAAAUAAUUUUUGUUUACCAUUCCACUAUAUCCUUGUAAUGAUUCUGUAGAAAAAGAAAAAGGAAAGUUGUGGUGAUUGAUGUUAUUUUUGGA